AUGGACCCAAUUGGAGCCCCAAUUGGGACCCAAGUGAAAAACACCUCCUUUUUAGUUGCCACAUUGUCACUAAGUUCGGGCAGUUUGCUGUUUACAUCCUUGAACAGACUGCUUCCCCAGUCGUCCAAGUACUUCAGCCGGACCAGUUUAUCUGAAACGCACCCGCAACUGCCGCAGAUCUUGAUGGUGUUGUUCUUCUUUGUUGGAAUCAUAUGCUGCUCACUUCUCAAUCUGGUGAUUCAUUUCUUCACCAACGAGAGCAUCGUCCAUUGCGUGCACGACGAGGAGCACGGCAGCGAUACGUCGAGUCUUCCGGAGAUGCAACAUGUCAACGAGACAACCCCGUUGCUGGACUGUUCCAAGAAGAUCCACGACCACUCAACUUCCUCAGAUAACCUGCACCACCACUCAGCCCCGCACGAUAUCCACUCGCAUCCGUCUUUGGAGCCAAAGAAGAUGUCAUUGGUGGACAUGUCGCUCAAGACGCUGAAGGGCAAAGAAUUAGAGGGCCAAUGCUUGGGUAGUAUUGAUGCCUGUCAAGAUGAGUUGAUUGCUCGUCACAAAUUGCACGACGGAAAAGGUCUCACCCACGAGGACCUACAUUUCUGCACUCUUCCAAGUCAGGAAAACCUCAUGUUCUUCACCAAGGACAGAGAGAUGAUCGUCCAGAAAAGCGACAUUUGCUCUCGAUUCCCGGAACUCGAGGUGAAUUCUCCUCUUUUGGUGGACGACGUGGAGUCGGGCUCGCUCCAUAACAAGAUCAGCCACAAAGACUUCUCCAAAUUCAAGAGUCACAGCACGCACUCGUUGCAGGAUCACCACUCCCACGAGCACUUCCAUAACAACAACGAUCUGUCGUACGGCGAGCACCACCACCACCAUAUUCAGACUCCUCUUUCCAAGCUGUUGUCCAUCGGUCUCCAGACGGUCCUGGCAAUCACUUUGCAUAAGUUCCCCGAAGGGUUUAUCAUGUACUCCACAUCUCAGGCCGAUCCUAACUUGGGUAUCGCUAUUUUCCUGUCCAUGUUCAUCCACAACUUUGUGGAAGGAUUUACCAUGACUCUGCCACUAUCCAUUGCGUUGAACAGCAAGUCACGGGCAUUUUUCAUCAGUGGAAUCUUGGGUGCUUGCGCCCAGCCCAUUGGAGCGUUGCUGGGAUGGGUCGUGUUCAAAGGAGACAUGAACCUGGACCUGGACGCCAAUCUGCUGCUGUUUGGGUCGCUGAUCGCAUUGACUUCUGGAUUUUUAACGUUCAUCGGGUUCCAGAUGGUUGCUAGUGCGGUCGGGUUUGGUGGCCAACAAGAGAAGGUGCUUGCUUGUCUGUCAAAUAAUAAAAGUAAACUGGAAUUUAUUUUGUUCGGUAUGGGUCAAAAGACAAGUAAGCUAAAUAAAGAAGACAUCUCGUCGCUCCGCCAGGAAACCAAGUUUUCCGCCAGAGAACUGCAGCAAUGGUAUAAAGGGUUCUCGCGUGAUGUGCCGAACGGCCAAUUAUCCAAGGAGGAAUUCAUCAAGAUUCACAAGCAGUUUUACCCAUUUGGAGACCCCACGGAGUUUUCCAUGUACGCGUUCGAGGCCUUCGACACUAGUUACAAGGGGUACAUCGAUUUCCACAGCUUUAUUGUGUCGCUCAGUUUGGCCUCGCGGGGCGCGAUCGAGGAUAAGUUGAAGUGGUCGUUCAAGAUAUACGACAGAGACCACGACGGAUCCAUCAGCUACAAAGACCUUUUAACCGUCAUUAGAAGCAUCUAUAGAAUGGUGGGGACCAGCACUAUGCGAUUGGAUGAGGAUGAGGCGACUCCCGAGCUCAAGGCCACUAAAAUAUGGCGAGGUUUUGGCAAAGACAUGCAAAACUCACAAGAUGUAAUUUCCCUUGGCGAAUUCACCGACUACAAAAACCUUGGGCCCGAGGUGCUCGAGGCUCUCAACCUAUACAACGAUCUAGUGUGA
Messenger RNA from Ogataea philodendri, 1947 nucleotides. RefSeq lists its product as uncharacterized. Bases 1 to 1947 code for a protein of 648 amino acids. The record is from RefSeq and is a predicted model, not a curated record. Gene Ontology annotation, cellular component: cytosol; membrane; intracellular membrane-bounded organelle. The transcript has 3 exons. NCBI's taxonomy places the organism in Eukaryota, Fungi, Ascomycota, Pichiomycetes, Pichiales, Pichiaceae. Gene Ontology annotation, molecular function: calcium ion binding; metal ion transmembrane transporter activity. Gene Ontology annotation, biological process: metal ion transport; transmembrane transport.